AAAUAGAAGUAAAAAGAGGGUAUAGUGACCGGUGAAGCAGAGGGAAAAUUGAAGAGAAAGAAAACAGUUGAUUCCGAGAACCAAGAGUGAAAUCCAAGCUUCAAAUUUACCAUGGAUGUGAUCAAAACGCAGCAAAUCUCAUCUCGAUCGAUCGAGAAGGUGGUGGUUCAUCCAUUGGUUUUGCUCAGCAUCGUCGACAACUACAACAGAGUCGCCAAGGACACACGCAAGCGCGUCGUCGGCGUCUUGCUAGGUUCCACUUUUAAAGGCACCGUCGACGUUUCCAACAGCUACGCUGUGCCCUUUGAAGAAGAUGACAAGGAUCCUAGCAUUUGGUUUCUCGACCACAAUUACCACGAAGCAAUGUUUUCCAUGUUUAAGAGAAUAAAUGCAAAGGAGCACGUCGUGGGGUGGUAUAGCACCGGUCCAAAAUUGCGUGAAAAUGACCUCGACAUUCAUGGGUUAUUUAAUGACUAUGUUCCAAAUCCAGUGUUGGUUAUAAUUGAUGUUGAACCUAAGGAGUUAGGAAUUCCUACAAAAGCAUACUAUGCUGUUGAGGAAGUUAAAGAGAAUGCUACCCAGAAAAGCCAAAAGGUCUUUGUGCAUGUGCAAUCAGAGAUAGCUGCUCACGAGGUUGAGGAAAUAGGAGUGGAACACUUGCUUAGGGAUGUAAAAGAUACAACCAUCAGCACUCUUGCAACCGAGGUGAGUGGGAAACUCACAGCCUUGAAAGGUUUGGAUGCAAGGCUUAAAGAGAUAAGGAGUUACCUUGAUCUUGUUAUUGAUGAAAAGCUUCCCUUAAACCAUGAGAUCCUAUACCAUCUACAGGACGUGUUCAACCUGCUACCAAAUCUGAACGUAUCCGAUCUUAUCAAGGCUUUUGCAGUGAAAACCAAUGAUAUGAUGCUGGUAAUAUACCUAUCAUCUCUCAUUAGAAGUGUAAUUGCACUCCACAACUUGAUUAACAACAAGAUGCUCAACAAAGAACAUGAAAGAGCAGAAGACUCAAAAUCUGUACCGGUUCCAAGUGCAGCUGCAUAAGGUUUGAGGGUUGUAAUGGUUUGAGCUCUAAAAGCACCAUGAUUGAUUCCAUGGACCGAGAUUCUUACAACUUAAUUGCUUUUGUCGGUCUUAAGCAUUUCUGAUAGGGUAGAGAAAUACAUGUAACAUGCUGGCAUAACGAUCCUUUUGCAUUAUUUAUCUAUUUCACUCUCCUAUCCUAUGAUCAUAUCCUUAGUUUAGUAUCUUUGUUAACAUCUAUUGAAUAACUUUGUUGAAAAUUGAUCAUGAUAUCAGGAAUCAAAUGUAUCCUUAAUUUUUUAUUAUUA
This is a messenger RNA of Vicia villosa (hairy vetch), 1328 nucleotides long. Its product is annotated as 26S proteasome non-ATPase regulatory subunit 7 homolog A-like. Gene Ontology annotation, molecular function: metallopeptidase activity; protein binding. Gene Ontology annotation, cellular component: proteasome regulatory particle; proteasome complex. The record is from RefSeq and is a predicted model, not a curated record. Gene Ontology annotation, biological process: proteasome-mediated ubiquitin-dependent protein catabolic process. NCBI's taxonomy places the organism in Eukaryota, Viridiplantae, Streptophyta, Magnoliopsida, Fabales, Fabaceae. The coding region runs from base 112 to 1041 and encodes 309 amino acids. The transcript is spliced from 10 exons.